Daphnia pulex (common water flea) is the source of this 735-nucleotide messenger RNA. RefSeq lists its product as uncharacterized. The transcript has a single exon. NCBI's taxonomy places the organism in Eukaryota, Metazoa, Arthropoda, Branchiopoda, Diplostraca, Daphniidae. Bases 1 to 735 code for a protein of 244 amino acids. The record is from RefSeq and is a predicted model, not a curated record.
AUGUGUCCAUCAAAGUCUCAACUGGAGAAAAAACCAAUAACGGUUAAUCCUCCCCCUUCUUCAAAUGUUUAUUCAACCGACGGUUCCACUCAUGUUCCAGCUAAGUCGCUGGCAUUUCUCCCAAUGCGCAACCCUACUGUGUCAGGAGACCACUGUCGUUCAAAAAGUUUAAUUGUCAGUCGAACUUAUUCCGCUGAACCAGGGAAUGAAUGGGUGAUCCCCAAUCGUAUCAUCACAGAAAAGAAUGGAAAGUCCUACGUCCCUAUUCUUAAUCCUUCGGUACAAUCUGUUGUUUUUCCAGCAGGAAAGGAAAUACCUGGAGUUGAGGCAAUCGAGUCGACUGAGUGGGUAACAGUGAGGGAAGAAGUUAAAGGCAACUUCUCAUCAGAAACUUCACCCCCAAGGUCAAUCCCAGAAUUCCUCCGUGAGUCUCUUGAAAAAGUUCCCGCAGAAUAUCGCCAAGAAAUGGAGACUCUUCUCACACGAUACCAAGAUCUUUUCCACGAUACCCCUCUCAAGAGUACGAACGCCGCCGAACACGAAACCGACGCAGGUGAUCACCAGCCUAUCAGGUCAGCUCCUUAUCAAGUCAGUGAACUAGAACGGGAGGCUAUCAACACCCAAGUAGAAGCAAUGCUUCAGGCCGUAAUCGUCAAGCCGUCCUCCGUCCUCCCGUCGUCAUGGUACCCAAGAAAAACGGUAAGCUCCGUUUUUGCCCUGAUUACCACCGGUUAA